Molecule: messenger RNA, 1522 nt
Organism: Ananas comosus (pineapple)
Lineage: Eukaryota; Viridiplantae; Streptophyta; Magnoliopsida; Poales; Bromeliaceae
Product: ELL-associated factor 1
Exons: 4
Coding region: 101-1105 (334 amino acids)
Biological process (GO): regulation of transcription elongation by RNA polymerase II; positive regulation of DNA-templated transcription
Cellular component (GO): super elongation complex
Molecular function (GO): transcription elongation factor activity
Source: RefSeq, a predicted model, not a curated record
UCUUCUUUUCUCGAUUCCUACCUGCUUCCGGGAAUCGCCAUGGUGAUCCCGAUCCGAGCUUAGAUCGGAGAGAGAGAAAGAGAGGGAGAGGUCGAAGACGAUGGCGAACAACAAUGGCGAGCCGAGCUCCGCCCCGCAACACGACAGGUGGUACAACAUCAGAUUGGGCCGUUCCUUCAGAGACCACGCCUCAACCAAGUUUUGCACCCUUCGUUACGAAUUUAAACCGGCAUCGAUUGACAAGACCCAACCUGGAUCUUUGCACAAGAGCAAGGAGAACCGGGUUACUGUGGAAUUUCAUAACAACCAGCCUGGAAAGCCGAAAGUGACCUUUGAGGGUAGCAGUGAGGAAUGCAAAGAUAACGAUGGAGUCUUAUUUUUCGAUGGUGAGACUUUUCGGCUGGAGCGGUUACAUAGGGCCGUGAAGAGGUUGAGGCACAUUCGCUUGCCUGGUGAGUCUGCUGCUGCAGUUAAUUUGGCAGCUGCCUCGUCAGCUGGAACAGGUGCAGAUUCGGGUUCUCCUCCCUUAGCAAAAGUUGCUAAAGCUCAGCCAGUGAGCAAACCAAUUGUGCCUUCAGUUCCUGUUGAGGUGGAGAAAAUUGAUGUCGGUGAACCAGACAGUCCAGGUCCAAAGCCAUCAAACAAGAAUAGCGCAUACCAUUCCAUUAUCUCGAGCCUAUUCUCAACAUCACCAGAUCCCAAAUCACCUGAACAGGAGGAAAACCUUGAUAUCCUCGGGGACGACGAUCCGGCGUCGCCAGCCAAGACAAUGACUACUGGGCAGCAGACACCACAAGGGGCGGCAGAUUUAGGGUUUGACAUCAACAUCCCAACCCAGGACGACACCGACGAUGAGAUUGCUGAUGUGGACGUGAACGAUGAUGUAGACGAGGGGCUCAAUGCAGCUGAGGCCCUUCGGGCCCAGGUCAACGCAGAGGAGGGCGGAAAGGAGCCGCAGGAGGAGGAUGAUGACACCUCCAGCUCGAGCGCAAGUAGCAGUAGCAGCGGUAGCAGCGGGAGUGGAAGUGGCAGUGGUAGUAGUAGCAGCGAGAGUGAUGGUAGUGACGCUGACUCCGCCAGCUCCGGAGGUGACAUUGAUGUGUGAGGUACUCUACUCUCAGAUUUUAUAGCGUACAGACCGGGCGAAUCAAGAAACUUCGUAGCUUGUGGAGAUAUCAAAGUGAAGCUGGCGUCGAUUGACCAUGCAGUUGGAUUUCUUGGUAGUUUUGGCCUUUUGAAUUUACAUUAUGAGUAUGGGUGUAGCUUGAUAUUGGCUAAAAUGCGGGAAAAAUUGUUUAUAGUGCAAAGUUUAGCAACUAGCAAGUCAAACUAUCCAUUCGUUUUGCCCUUCAUAUACAUGAUUAGCUCCUACUGUUCCAGAAACAGAGACCUAAUAAGGUCCUCUGUGAUGUAUCUCAUACAUGUCGGUAUGCUGCAGAAAUUGUUAACAGGGCAUGAAUGAAUUGUUAAAUAGCAUAACUGAAUCCAGAACUUUGAUUAUACAGGCUUUUGUUUGUAUACU